Molecule: messenger RNA, 2756 nt
Organism: Quercus robur (English oak)
Lineage: Eukaryota; Viridiplantae; Streptophyta; Magnoliopsida; Fagales; Fagaceae
Exons: 8
Coding region: 258-2498 (746 amino acids)
Molecular function (GO): nucleic acid binding
Source: RefSeq, a predicted model, not a curated record
CUUUUUUCGUCCAACCCUUCCGAGUUUGGACUUCGGACAAGGUGACACACCACCUGGUACCUGGUGGUCCUCCACGUCAUCAACUUGACCCCGACACAACAUCAAACGGUCCAGAUCCAACCACAAUUUGCAAUAUUUGUGAUCAAAUCAAAUAUUCAACUUCAAGGCCUCUUGUCCUUUUGAGGGUUACGCAAUCCAAGGCUCUCCAAACUACAAUCCAUCACACACACAGUGCUUUCUCUUUUGUUUGUGUAGCCAUGGCUGGAGGUAGAAGGCGACCUGCUAAAACCCAAAACAACAAAAGCAAUAGCAAUAAUAGCAGCAGCAACAACAAGGGUAGAAGAAGAGGAUCAGAAUCUUUCUCUGUUAGAGCUGGUUUGUUCGUUGAAGGUGGCUUGUUAUCUGAUUGGCAAAAUCAAACCCCUUCUCGAGGGAGGAAUUCCAAUCCGAAUAACAAAUCUGGGUCUGUGUCUGUGUCCAAAUCUAGAAGCUUUGGUAAAGGCAAAGCUUCUGGUUCUAAAAUUGAACCUCGGAAAAUGGGUGGGAAUGCUAUUGGAUACCGAUACCCUGCGCUUGACUUUGAGAAGGGCAAUAAUGGAGAUAACAGUAUAGAUGAGUCGCACCCCAUUGUUUUAGUGGAUUCAAAGGAGAAUCAAAUUGUGGCUUAUGUAGACCAAAUGCCAUCUUCAGAGCCUCGUGAUGUGGAAUUUACUUAUGACUACCAUUCAGAUUUUGUGUUAGGUGAUGGCUCUCAUCAAGGCUUGGGAUUCCAAGCUGAAACUGAAGGAACCUCAUCCUAUGAGAAGGAAAUUAAUGCCGGUGAGAACAUUAAUGAUGAGAUAGGUCAGAUGUCUGAAGAAAUUUUGGCUGAGGUUUCACCUCCAGGAAAAAAUUCGGGGUUCUUGUCAAUUGGAGGUAUGAAAUUAUACACCCAAGAUAUAUCUGAUGAGGAAAGUGAUGAAGAAGACAAUAGAGAGUCUCUAGAUGAGGAAAGCAAUGACACUUCUGAGCCUGGAGAAGCAGUUGGAUUGUCUGAAAGUGAUAGCUCUGAAGACUCAUCUGAUAGUGAUUUAGAUAUUGAUGAUGAAGUUGCAGAAGAUUACUUAGAAGGAAUUGGUGGAAGUGACAAUGUUUUAAAUUCCAAAUGGUUGAUGGAACAAGUUUUGGAUGAGUCAGAUGAUGAUAGUUCUAGCAACAGUUUUGAUGAGACUGUAGAGAAGUUGGGUGGAAUUGCUCUCCAGGAUGCAUCUAGGGAAUUUGGAUUGAAGAAGCCCAAAUCAAGGAAGAGAUACUCUAAACCUUCCAAAGAGAAUUUGUCAUUGGCAAUAGAUGACCUUAUGCUCAUAAAAGAUCCAAGAACUGUUUCUGCAAAAAAAAAGCAUGUUGCUAGGUUUCCUCGAUCUUGGCCUCUAGAGGCUCAAAAGAGUAAAACUUCCAGAAACUUUCCUGGUGAAAAAAAGAAACAUCGUAAAGAAAUGAUUGCUGUGAAACGUCGGGAGAGAAUGCUGCUCCGGGGUGUUGAUCUGGAGCAAAUUAAUUUGAAACUAGAGCAGAUUGUAUUGGAUGGUGUGGAUAUGUUUUCUUUUCAACCUAUGCAUUCUCGUGAUUGUUCCCAGGUACGACGAUUAGCUGCAAUAUAUCGCUUGCGAAGUGGCUGCCAAGGUUCUGGAAAGAAAAGAUUUGUAACAGUGGUGCGAACACAACAUACAUGUAUGCCAUCAGCAAAUGAUAAAGUUCGCCUGGAAAAGCUGAUAGGUGCUGGCGAUGAGGAUGCUGAUUUUGCUGUGACUGAUUUCUCAAAUUUAAGAUCUGCCAAUAGGAACAGGGUUAAGAAGACUGCUAAGGGCAGUGGUGAAGCAAGUGAGAAGAAACGGAGUGGGAAAAAGAGUUCAUAUGGCAAUAAGGUUUCAUAUGCGGAUCAACCCAUGUCAUUUGUAUCAUGUGGUAUAAUGCAAUCAGAUGCUGUUGAGAUCACAGCAUUUGAUUCGCAAGAGACAAAUGAAAAUCUUAAAGAUAACGGUGUGGUUGGCUCGGCAAGUUUAGGUUCAUUUGAGGUACACACCAAGGGAUUUGGAUCUAAAAUGAUGGCUAAAAUGGGGUUUGUCGAAGGUGGAGGGUUAGGAAAGGAUGGUCAAGGUAUUGCAGAGCCCAUUGAAGCUAUCAAACGCCCUAAAUCACUUGGAUUGGGUAUGGAGUUCUCUGAGUCAACUAGUGACCCAGCUGGGACCAAAUCCGACACAGGCAGGACCAAAUCCCAAAAGGCCCAAGUCUCCAAAUCUGGCGGUGACCCAACAAGAAACAGGUCCCAAAAGAUAGGAGCUUCUGGGUCCCAAAGGAUUGGAGCUUUUGAACAGCAUACGAAGGGGUUCGGAUCAAAGAUGAUGGCAAAGAUGGGUUUUGUUGAAGGCAUGGGCUUGGGCAGAGAUUCACAAGGCAUACUCAAUCCUUUGGGUGCUGUCAGGCGACCAAAAUCUCGAGGAUUGGGUGCCAAAGGUUAGAUAUCAUUAAAAUUGAUAGAAAUUUAAUGUCUCUUAGUUCUCUCAAUUUUAUUUCUUUUUCCUUGUAAAUUAAUAGCUAAUUAUGGCAUAUUACUUCCAUUCUUAUCAAAUGUGCAAAGAUUAUUUAUUAGUUUCAUAUUUGUUGCUUCCAUGUCUGAUAGUCUCCAGCUAUCAUCUGUUCUUUCAGAGAUGAUGUGUAAUUAUUUUAUUGUCUAGAGCAAAAAUUAUAUUAUUCAGUUUGAUUGGUAUUGGUCCUCA